Molecule: messenger RNA, 1320 nt
Organism: Rhinichthys klamathensis goyatoka
Lineage: Eukaryota; Metazoa; Chordata; Actinopteri; Cypriniformes; Leuciscidae
Gene: tyrobp
Product: transmembrane immune signaling adaptor TYROBP
Exons: 5
Coding region: 606-956 (116 amino acids)
Biological process (GO): positive regulation of macrophage fusion; negative regulation of transforming growth factor beta1 production; microglial cell activation involved in immune response
Cellular component (GO): cell surface
Molecular function (GO): signaling receptor binding
Source: RefSeq, a predicted model, not a curated record
CAGGAUAUAGGUUUUUUUUCUACCUGUUUGAGGGGAUCAGAUACUGGCUUUAGUCACAUCCUGUGCAGUGAGACUUUUAACCGCAUUAACAACCAGGUCCCUCUCACUAGCCGCUUACUCACAGACCUAACUUACUGUGAAGUGCAACUACAUUUACUAAGAAGGGCAUUUGAAAAAGAUGUGCUUUUUUUUAAAGAUGUAUGAGAUUUAGUUUCCAAUGUAUUUUAAUCUUGUACUUUAAGGCUAGAAAUAGCCUAUAUAUUCUAACAUUGACAGGAUACAAUGUAAACAAAUGAAAUACUGAACUAUAGGUUAAGUGUGUGUGUGGGGAUGUAGGUGAGAGAGCAAGGGAGAAGAGAGACUAAUGUUACCUCAGAUAGCAGAAGCACGUGUAGCUCCUCCCCUGUAUCCUUUGGUUCUAUUUUGAUGGAUGGUGAUAAGUCAUCAACACAUAGGCUACUCAGUGAUUUUUCACACACAGGCAAUUUCCAUAUAAUUCACUCUGAUAUUCAAGGUGGUCUAGCUCACAGCCAGAAAGGCGUAUUGCGCUGUUUUAAAGAAACCUCAAGUCAGGGCUGCACCAACCCUGAGUAAUUGUGCUCAUUAUGAGAAGGAUUCUAUACCUAAUGGUCCCUAUGAAUGGACUUUUUGCAGGCUUUGUUGAGGGGAAUCAAGACUGCAGUUCAUGUUACCAGUUGGACAUUGGAGUGGUUAUUGGGAUCAUCACGUGUGACAUCAUCCUCACGCUCCUCAUCGCUCUCUCAGUCUACUGUUUUAUUUCCCAUCAGAAAAGGAGAGGCAGUUUACAUGCGCAGACCAGUUUCUAUGGGUCAGGCAAAGCAAAAAAUCACCAGCCAUCAAUGAGGUCAAAGACAAUUGAAGUAGAAUCACCUUAUCAGGAACUUUAUGGAGUCCAAUCAGAUAUAUACAGUGAUCUUCAGCAGUAUCGGAAAUGAGGUGACCGUAUGACAUGUAAUGGUAAUAAUAAUGGGUCACGUACAAGAAUAGUUGGAGAUUGCAUAAGUUCAUUAAGUUGUCAAACUGCAUCAUACAAAUGUGUAUUUACCCUAAAUAAGCUAUAGUACUUGAUUUAUGCAAACAAUUUUUUUUAUAAUUUUGAUUGGUUGUGCCAUACAUAUAAAAACAUGAAUAGAAAUAAAUAAAUGUUCAUGGUUUAUGGAAAUGAAAUGAUCUUCAAAAAUUUGUAUUCUAAAUUUUUUAAUAUAGCUGUCACAGUUGUUGUCAUUUUUAUUUAUUCAUAAUAUAUCUUUGUAAUGAAUCUAUAUCAGAAUAUAAUUCCCUUGUUCUUCGUGUAUAAAU